AUGUCCAGCUUGGUCAGUAUAAGCAAGAAAUGUGUUGCCCAGAGGGCUCACAGGGAGAGAUCCAUGCCUGAGAAACGGGCGAGAUUUGGUAUCUUAGAGAAGAAGAAGGAUUAUCAACUCAGAUCAAAAGAUUACAAUGAGAAGAGAGCCGCUAUUAAGAAGUUGAAAAUUCAAGCUUUAGACAAGAAUCCUGAUGAGUUCCAUCAUCAUAUGCUUAACAGCGAAGUGAAGAAUAAUCUUCAUUAUGACAAGAAAACAGAAACUGAAGAAGCGGCCUCGAAGGUUCAGAAAAUGCUCAGUGAUGUCAAAGACUUAGAUUAUGUAAAAUAUAAGCUCACUGCAGAAAAAAAGCAUAUUGAUGAGUUGAAAUCACAAUUGCAUUUCGCUGAUACGACAACGAACGAACUUAAGAACAACCACGUCGUGUAUGUUGACGAUGCUGAACAAGCCAAGUCAUUUGAUCCUGUUGAUUACUUCCAAACUACUGAUGAGUUGUUAGCAAGACGUUACAAUAGACCGAAAGUAGAAGAUUUGGAGACAAAAGUUAUCGUAGGCACGUUCGAUAAAGCGACUGUUGACGAAGUUGAUCGAACCCGCAGAGUCAAAUAUAAUGAACUUUACAAAAGAAUUAAUCGAGCAAAAGAACUUGAAGUUGUCGUAGCGAAAUUACAACUCAAAAAGGAUUUGGCGGACUCAACGCGUGAAGUAGCUCCCAAGAAAGUCCGUAAAGGAGGAUCUAAGAAAGCGGCAGUUUACAAAUGGACUUAUGAGAGAAAACGAUGA
Molecule: messenger RNA, 783 nt
Organism: Auanema sp. JU1783
Lineage: Eukaryota; Metazoa; Nematoda; Chromadorea; Rhabditida; Rhabditidae
Source: the annotation of a GenBank genome assembly